AUGUUGGACAUGGGAGAUAGGAAGGAAGUGAAAAUGCUGCCCAAGUCCUCUUUCAGCAUCAACAGCCUGGUGCCCGAAGCCGUGCAGAGCGACAACCACAGCGGCCACAGCCACCACAACAGCCACCAUCCGCACCACCACCACCACCACCACCACCACCACCCGCCGCCGCCGCAACAGCCCCAGCGCGCUGCUGCGGCCGAAGACGAGGACGAGGAGAAGGCGCCGUUGCUGCUGCCGCCGCCCGCCACCGGCGCCCUGGAGGCGGCCAAGGCCGAGGCGCUGGCGGGGAAGGGCGAGGCGGGCUCGGCGGCGGCGGAGCUGGAGGAGAAGGAGAAGGCGGCCGAGGAGAAGAAGGGGGCGGCCGACGGGGGCAAGGACGGGGAGGGCGGCAAGGAGGGAGAGAAGAAGAACGGCAAGUAUGAAAAGCCACCGUUCAGCUACAACGCGCUCAUCAUGAUGGCUAUCCGGCAGAGCCCCGAGAAGCGCCUGACGCUCAACGGCAUCUACGAGUUCAUCAUGAAGAAUUUCCCAUACUACCGGGAGAACAAGCAGGGCUGGCAGAACUCCAUCCGCCACAACCUCUCUCUCAAUAAGUGCUUCGUCAAGGUGCCCCGCCACUACGACGACCCGGGCAAAGGGAACUACUGGAUGCUGGACCCGUCCAGCGACGACGUCUUCAUCGGAGGCACCACCGGCAAGCUGCGCCGGCGCUCCACCACUUCGCGGGCCAAGCUGGCCUUCAAGCGCGGCGCCCGCCUCACCUCCACCGGCCUCACCUUCAUGGAUCGGGCGGGGUCCCUCUACUGGCCCAUGUCCCCCUUUCUGUCCCUGCACCACCCGCGGGCCAGCAGCACGCUGAGCUACAACGGGACUGCGUCCGCCUACCCCAGCCACCCCAUGCCCUACAGCUCGGUGUUGACUCAGAACUCCUUGGGGAACAAUCACUCCUUUUCCACGUCCAACGGGUUGAGCGUCGAUAGACUCGUCAACGGGGAGAUCCCCUACGCCACUCACCACCUCACGGCCGCCGCCCUGGCCGCCUCGGUGCCGUGUGGCUUGUCGGUCCCCUGCUCCGGCACCUACUCCCUAAACCCCUGCUCCGUGAACCUCCUGGCGGGACAGACGAGUUACUUUUUCCCCCACGUCCCUCACCCCUCAAUGACUUCUCAGAGCAGCACUUCAAUGACGGCCAGGGCCGCCUCUUCGUCCACAUCGCCGCAGGCACCCUCCACCCUGCCGUGCGAGUCUCUAAGACCCUCUUUGCCGAGUUUCACGACGGGACUGUCCGGAGGACUCUCCGAUUAUUUCACACAUCAAAAUCAGGGGUCUUCUUCCAACCCUUUAAUACAUUAA
Molecule: messenger RNA, 1356 nt
Organism: Centrocercus urophasianus (Greater sage-grouse)
Lineage: Eukaryota; Metazoa; Chordata; Aves; Galliformes; Phasianidae
Gene: FOXG1
Product: forkhead box G1
Exons: 1
Coding region: 1-1356 (451 amino acids)
Biological process (GO): regulation of transcription by RNA polymerase II
Cellular component (GO): nucleus
Molecular function (GO): DNA-binding transcription factor activity; sequence-specific double-stranded DNA binding
Source: RefSeq, a predicted model, not a curated record